Molecule: messenger RNA, 706 nt
Organism: Phyllostomus discolor (pale spear-nosed bat)
Lineage: Eukaryota; Metazoa; Chordata; Mammalia; Chiroptera; Phyllostomidae
Product: gamma-crystallin A
Exons: 3
Coding region: 118-642 (174 amino acids)
Biological process (GO): lens development in camera-type eye; visual perception
Molecular function (GO): structural constituent of eye lens
Source: RefSeq, a predicted model, not a curated record
ACUUCCCCCAAGCCCCUUUGUGUUGUUCUUGCCAACACAGCAGCCGUCCUGCUAUAUGUACCAACUGCCACUCUUGUCCCCAUCACUCUGGACGCUGAUCAGUUGUCGUCAACGACCAUGGGAAAGAUCACCUUCUACGAGGACCGGGGCUUCCAGGGUCGCCGCUACGAGUGUAGCAGCGACUGCCCUAACCUGCAGCCCUACUUCAGCCGCUGCAACUCCGUCCGCGUGGACAGCGGCUGCUGGAUGCUCUAUGAGCGCCCCAACUACCAGGGCCGCCAGUACUUCCUGCGGCGCGGAGACUACCCGGACUACCAGCAGUGGAUGGGCCUCAGCGACUCCGUGUGCUCCUGCCGCCUAAUCCCUUAUAGCAGCUCCCACAGGAUAAGACUGUACGAGAGAGAUGACUACCGAGGCCUUAUGUCUGAGCUCACGGAGGACUGCUCCUGCAUCCAGGAUCGCUUCCGGCUCCACGAGCUGUACUCCCUCCACGUGCUGGAGGGCUGCUGGGUCCUCUACGAGAUGCCCGACUACCGGGGCCGGCAGUACCUGCUGAGGCCUGGGGACUACAGGCGCCACCACGACUGGGGCGCCACGGAUGCCAGAGCAGGCUCUCUGAGACGGGUCAUCGAUGUGUACUAGGCUGUGUUUUUCUUGUUAUGCUUCACAUAGAAAUGCAAUAAAUAGACGCACUGUGUUCUUGGCA